This is a messenger RNA of Aspergillus bombycis, 540 nucleotides long. RefSeq names its product putative isochorismatase family hydrolase. NCBI's taxonomy places the organism in Eukaryota, Fungi, Ascomycota, Eurotiomycetes, Eurotiales, Aspergillaceae. The record is from RefSeq and is a predicted model, not a curated record. The transcript is spliced from 2 exons. The coding region runs from base 1 to 540 and encodes 179 amino acids.
AUGGCCACCAUCACAAGAGCAGCCCGCAUCCCCAAACUCCUCAAAGCAGCCAACACGCUCCAGAUCCCAACGUACGUGACAACCCAAAACCGGGCCAAACUCGGCGACACGGUUUCUGAGCUGCAACCCCACCUCUCGUCCCCGAAUGUAAAGGCCAAUGUCGACAAGACCUUGUUCUCGAUGAUCACCCCGGAGAUCGAGGCCAAGCUACCCAAGGUUUCUGCGGGAGAAACGGGCCUUGAUGUUAUUAUCGUCGGGAUUGAGACGCAUAUCUGUGUUACGCAGACGACGCUGGAUUUGUUGGAGAGGGGUCAUCGGGUGUAUGUUAUUGUGGAUGGGGUGAGUAGUGUCAAUAGCGAGGAGAGGGGGAUUGCGUUGGCGAGGUUGAGGGAUGCUGGGGCCGUCGUGACCAGUAGUGAGAGUGUGUUGUUUGAGGUUUUGGGGGAUGCGGGCCAUCGUGGGUUUAGAGCUGUUAGUGGGCUGGUUAAGGAGACGAAGGAGGAGACGAAGGGGGCUUUGGAGGUUUUCUCGAAGAUUUAA